Messenger RNA from Homalodisca vitripennis (glassy-winged sharpshooter), 2175 nucleotides. It is a transcript of the gene Lcch3, whose product is annotated as gamma-aminobutyric acid receptor subunit beta-like. Gene Ontology annotation, molecular function: neurotransmitter receptor activity; extracellular ligand-gated monoatomic ion channel activity; GABA-A receptor activity. The coding region runs from base 30 to 1565 and encodes 511 amino acids. The transcript has 9 exons. Gene Ontology annotation, cellular component: synapse; neuron projection; membrane. The record is from RefSeq and is a predicted model, not a curated record. NCBI's taxonomy places the organism in Eukaryota, Metazoa, Arthropoda, Insecta, Hemiptera, Cicadellidae. Gene Ontology annotation, biological process: signal transduction; monoatomic ion transmembrane transport; nervous system process.
GCAGGAUGUAUAUCGUGUAGUGUGGUCUGAUGUGUGAGACGCCGCCAUGUGAGCACCCCAUGUCUCUCCUCAGCAUGCGCCUAGCAGCUCUGAUAGCCAUCCUGGAGUUGAUUGUAGUCACCUUCCCACACUCGUCUUCUGCUGUUACAGACUCUACCAAGAGUACGUUAGAUCGUCUGGCUAACGUGACCCAGACUAUCUCACGGUUGCUGGACGGCUACGACAUCCGGCUGAGACCUAAUUUCGGCGGUGACCCGUUGUACGUAGGAAUGGAUCUUACCAUUGCCAGUUUUGAUUCAAUCAGUGAAGUGAAUAUGGACUAUACCAUCACCAUGUACUUGAACCAGUACUGGAAGGACGAGAGGUUGGCGUUCAGCAACAAAGAUGAGGUGCUGACCCUUUCUGGGGACUUUGCUGAGAAGAUCUGGGUUCCUGACACAUUCUUUGCUAACGACAAGAACAGUUUCCUGCACGAUGUGACAGAACGCAACAAGUUGGUCAGACUGAAUGGUGACGGCAGCAUCACGUAUGGCAUGAGAUUCACAACCACCCUCGCCUGCAUGAUGGAUCUCCACUACUAUCCUCUGGACUCUCAGAAUUGCACCGUGGAAAUUGAGAGCUAUGGGUACACUGUCACUGAUGUGGUGAUGUACUGGAGGGCCACUCCAGUAAGAGGGGUGGAAGAAGCAGAACUCCCUCAGUUCACUAUCAUAGGAUAUGGAACCAAUGAUCGUAUUGAGAAACUGGCCACCGGAGCUUACCAGCGGCUCUCUCUUAGUUUCAAACUCAAGAGAAACAUCGGCUACUUCGUGUUCCAGACAUACUUGCCGUCCAUCCUCAUUGUCAUGCUGUCCUGGGUCUCCUUCUGGAUCAAUCACGAGGCCACUAGCGCCAGAGUUGCCCUCGGAAUCACAACUGUGUUGACCAUGACAACAAUCAGCACUGGAGUCCGCAGCUCCUUACCACGCAUCUCUUACGUCAAGGCCAUUGACAUCUAUCUGGUCAUGUGCUUCGUCUUCGUGUUCGCAGCUCUUCUCGAAUAUGCUGCAGUAAACUACACCUACUGGGGUGCACGAGCCAAGAAGAAAUCCAAAAAAACUAAAGAGGCAGAAGAAACUGCCAGAAAACCUUCCAUUCCAGGUGUAAAAGCAGCAGCUAGCUCAGUCAGUGAUGGUUAUGCGGGUGGCAGCACUGGGGAUGAGAUCAUUGAACUCCAGGAUAUCCGUCUGUCCCCCAUACCUUCGAUACGCAACCGUCACAACAGUGCCAGGUUUUCAACAUCUUCCGGAAUGGUGUUGGAUGAUCCGGCCAAAUUCCCACCCAGUUUCCGGAUGAGCCGGUCGGGUUACUCAUUCCCCACAGCGCGACCUGGGCUAAGGCUCCGUAACUCCCGAGGCCCCGCCAAGCCCCGACUGCUACACGCCUUUAAGCGGGGAGCCUCCGUCAUCAAGGCCUCUAUGCCCAAGAUCAAGGAUGUCAACAUCAUCGACAAGUAUUCACGCGUUGUUUUCCCUGUGUCGUUCCUCCUGUUCAACCUGGGCUACUGGGUGUUCUACGUUGUAUGAGGGUCCAGCGAGAGUGACGCAGACAGUUGAUACGAAGAGAGUUAGUUCCGACAACUGUGCUUGCGACACUCCUCUCAUUCUAGGUUUCAUUCCAGACUCGCCGAGGCACCAAAGUAUACCCGAGGAAUGAGAAUUCUCGAUGUCUAAACAAGUGUAGCCAAGUAGAUAUAUUUUUACAGACUACAAUAAAAUUCGUAUAGUGUUGACGACGUGUGAAAUGUAAUUACUUCAGGACUGCUUGCCGAGGAUGAACUGUUUAGGCCUACGUAAAAUUUAGUAUAAAUAAAUGUGAUAUCAUUUUAAACAUAGUGAAAUAUGUAUUUUAUGGUAUUUUGUUUACACUAUAACUUUGAUGGGAACCGAGAAUUAUUUUUUCUGACAGAGAAAUUACAGUAAUUGGAGAUGGAGUAAAUCUUUUCAAAAGUUGUUCUAUUGGAAUUAGUAAACUAGAUAUCAAUUUAGCUUUAGUAAACGCUAGAAUAAGAACUGAUUUUCCUAUUAGACAUAUGCAUUAUGCUGUGUUAUAUCUGUAGGACCAUUACAUUAUGUAAAAAGUGCAGAACAUAACUGAAAAUUAUUUGAUUCACAAAUAAAUAGCUACAUUUCAUUA